Messenger RNA from Lolium rigidum, 378 nucleotides. Its product is annotated as basic blue protein-like. The transcript is spliced from 2 exons. Gene Ontology annotation, molecular function: electron transfer activity. Bases 1 to 378 code for a protein of 125 amino acids. The record is from RefSeq and is a predicted model, not a curated record. Gene Ontology annotation, cellular component: plasma membrane. NCBI's taxonomy places the organism in Eukaryota, Viridiplantae, Streptophyta, Magnoliopsida, Poales, Poaceae.
AUGGGAAGAUGCAGUGCAAGCCUUGUGGCUCUGGUUUUCGUGAUGUUUCUGUGUUCGACGACGACUGUGCUUGCUGAAACCCAUGUCGUGGGUGACUCCAAGGGCUGGGGCUUCUCUGUUUCUUAUGACAGUUGGGCCACUGGAAAGGCUUUCGCGGCUGGUGACACGCUCGUUUUCAAGUACCAGCCAGGCGCGCACAACGCGGUGGCCGUGAGCGCCUCGGAGUACCGGAGCUGCAAGGUGCGCAGGGCCGCUGACGCGGCAGCAACAGCGACCGGAAGCGCGACGCUGAAUCUCAAGAAGGGCGUGAACUACUUCAUCUGCGGCGUCCCCGGCCACUGCGCCGCCGGUAUGAAGCUCCGAGCGGUGGCCAACUGA